Molecule: messenger RNA, 2631 nt
Organism: Sebastes umbrosus (honeycomb rockfish)
Lineage: Eukaryota; Metazoa; Chordata; Actinopteri; Perciformes; Sebastidae
Product: metalloproteinase inhibitor 4-like
Exons: 6
Coding region: 310-978 (222 amino acids)
Biological process (GO): negative regulation of membrane protein ectodomain proteolysis; negative regulation of endopeptidase activity
Cellular component (GO): extracellular matrix
Molecular function (GO): metalloendopeptidase inhibitor activity; protease binding
Source: RefSeq, a predicted model, not a curated record
GGGUGCAGGAAGAGGCAAAGGAUGGUAGUUUUUUUUCCCCCUGCGUUUGAGGAGGCUGUCCCUAAAUUGUUGAGUACAUAAGAGGCUCCCUGUGUGCGACCCUCUCAGCAUUCAAGACCAGAGUGUGAGGGGAUCCAACUAUUCCACCUUUUCAGCUCAGCAUCUUACUCCUUCGACUCUACUGUCUUAUCCUUCCCCCGCGUUGCUGCCCGAUUUGCUUUUCCCGUGGAACUUAACAGGAUCAGAAGAGGUUUGCCGAGCGUUCGUCGAGCGGUGGAGCGGUCAGAGGCAGCCAGAGUCAUCAUAGCCAUGUUCCAGGAGCGGAGUGCGUAUCUGGGGCUCUGGGUGCUCCUUUUGCUCGGUGCAGGCAUGGAGGAAGUUGUGGAGGGAUGUAGCUGCCACCCAGCACACCCACAGCAGCUAUUCUGCAGCGCUGAGAUCGUGAUAAGGGCAAAGAUCUCCGGAGAGAAGAUUGUGUCGCCUAGCAACAGCUCCUCACCUUACAUGAAGAUGAUCCAAUAUGAAAUCAAAAUGAUCAAGAUGUUCAAAGGUUUCGACAAGGCCAAGGACAUCCAGUACGUGUACACUCCGGUCUUCUCCUCACUGUGUGGAGUCAAACUAGACUCCAACAAUAAAGCAGGGUAUUUGCUCUCAGGAAGUAUGUGGAGUGAUGGGAGGAUUUCUAUUGGCCAAUGCGACCUAGUGGAGUCUUGGGACAACUUGUCACUGUCGCAGAAGAAGAAUCUCAACUACAGAUACCAGAUGGGCUGUGAAUGCAGAAUCAACACCUGUUACACGGUCCCGUGUGCGUCUACAGGAGAAAACGAGUGCUUGUGGACUGACUGGCUGCUGGAUAACAGCCUAAAUGGGGAGCAGGCUCGGCAGUACGCCUGCAUCCGCCGCUCCGACACGACCUGUAGCUGGUACCGGGGCGGACCCCCACCUGAGAAAGACUUCCUGGACAUGGCUGACCCUUGACCUGUAAUUCUGAUUUCAGAAUUACUUCUGAAUUUGCUUCUGAUCUCAUUUUACUCCAUUUCACUCCUGCAAAGUCCUGAGAAACAUUUCCUGCUUUUGCUUAUGUAGCUCAAAUUUGGCGUGCAAAGUAGCAACUGAUUUCAGUGAAAAAAUUGGCUGAUUUUUUUUUUACACUUGAGGGAGUUUAACCCAACGCUGAGCUUCUGUUAGCAGAGUUCAGGUGGUUGCUACAGCAAUGCUAAGAAAAUCUUUGUAAACUGCAGGAGCUUUCAGCAUUCCUCUGACUCAUUUUCUCGCUCUCACACAUUCCACUUCACUCGCUGUUUUCCACAAUAAGAAUAGCAGCAGAGCGUCCACUGCAAAUUAUAUUCUCCCCUAAGUCAAUAGUCGCCUGAUGGUAAAUGCAUAAUCUUGACGAAUACUUAAUACUCGUGUUUGUUUAUGCAUAACUUCAUAAGGUUACGUAGUCAUUUAAGUUAUGCAUUUACUGAGAGUACAAGGAAGUUGGACAUUUACCGAAAAUAGUAGAAAAAAGCUGCUAACUUUCGCCACAAUCCUGCAUUGCAAAGUUUAUUUUACAACUGUAAACAAAUCUUCUGUGCACUAAUGUUUUGCAGGUAGACAGUAGCACGGCCAUCUUUUCCCAACAUAUUCUGGUGUUGAAUUAUUACCUAUAUAUUACUGAAUAACUGCCCCAUGCAAAUGAAAAUGUUUUCAUUGCACCAGACGUCCCCUAAUUAAUUCUAUUUUGACAAAAUCUGACACAUUCAUUAUAUAAUUUUUGUACAUCUAAAUCAUCACAGUUUAUACUCUCAAAUUGCUGAGAAUGUAAAUAUUGUACUUGAGUGAGAAUUAACAUUUUAAAGGCUAACCAGAUCUUGUCUUAUAGCAUAGAAGUUGUUAUCUUGUGGUUUCGUGUGUUUAGUUUCCUCGGUUGAACUCUGUACUAUUUCCUGUGCCAAAAAUCUAAUCCAGCGCUUUAACAACAGCACUGCCACCCCGUAGACGCCAAGCCACCUCUCCUUUGAGGAAAUGAUGUAACAGGACAAGGUUCAAUUCACUGUUUUUAAACUUAAAAACAGGAAGUGGAUUCUCCUCAAUGUUCAAGUUCAAGAAAAGAUAGUUAAAAACUUUGGCACAAGACGUUAACCGAUAAAAAGAGAAAUAAUAUUUGUGAAUUAGUGAUUUAAUUGUUGUUUUAUAGACAUUAUUUAAUGUAACGACUCAACAUUUAUUAAAAGACCCAAAUCUGAAUUGACCCCUGUCUUGUUACUGGAUUACUUCACUGAAGUCAUACAGAUUAAAAUGCAUUAUCAACUGCUACCUUCAUGCAUGAACCACUAUUCAAAGAUAAUAUUAGAGUCACGUUGAACAACAAAAUAUUUAAAUUUAAGCUGCGCAAUGCAGUAAUUUGUCUGAUACGUUUGAAACAUACCAUUUUGAAAUAUGUUAAUAAUUAAAUUUAGACUUUCAUGACAUGAGUAAUAAUGCAUUAUAACUGUGUGGCUUUAGUGAAGCGUUGUCAAACAAUUUCAUGUUUGUUUUAUACUGAAAGAAUUGUUUGGGUUUGUAUUUAUGUCUCUGUUUCUGUCUAUAUAGAGUUUUCUAUUUCCAUGUACCAAAAAAUAUUGUAUAUAAAAUGUCUCAAUGGAA